This is a messenger RNA of Capsaspora owczarzaki ATCC 30864, 1017 nucleotides long. RefSeq names its product sigma-70 region 2 domain-containing protein. NCBI's taxonomy places the organism in Eukaryota, Filasterea, Ministeriida, Capsasporidae. The record is from RefSeq and is a predicted model, not a curated record. The transcript has 2 exons. The coding region runs from base 1 to 1017 and encodes 338 amino acids.
AUGAAAUCUGCGCAUGUCGCGUUGCUGAGCAUCUCAUCCUGCGCGAUUCUGUGCCUGGUCGCGGUUCUCAAGCGCCGUCAAUCCCGUGCAAGCCGCCGCCGGCGCGUCGAGAGCAAUGCAUUCUACCGCGCAUCCCAGGCUGCGUUCGCGAGUCACGCCGCGGCAGCAAGCCAACCGGGGCCGCCGCCGAUUGCCGACACGUCCGCGGACAACGCCGUCGUUCAAGCAAGUCCAAGCCUGCCGCUCCUGCUCCUGGACGAGCGCGAGCUGCCUCUGGCGAGUAUUGCGACAGGAGUUGCCUUGGCCCAAGCAGACGGCCGGCUCAACCGCGCCGCUGUGGGCUUCUCGCGCUCGCCCUGCCACGAAUGCCGGCUGCCCGCUUCGCUGCACUAUGCACGACGCAAGCGAUGGAAUUACUGGGCAAUCACAAGCGACACGCACUUGUUCUCAGUCACCAUUGCGGACUUGGACUAUGCCGGUUUGGUCUUUGCCUACUUGUACGAUCGCACGACGCGACAGCUGUCCGAAGUCGAGCUCAUUGCACCGCUCGCGGCAGGCAUCCGGCUGGGCAAUCGUGUGGAAAGCCCAGCACGAUCGGCCAAGUCGCGAUGGCUUGCUGCCGACUUUGUCAACCAGCUGGCAUCGCGGCGAGACCGCAUUGGCGACCGCGCAUCCGUCACUCAGCUGCACACCCGCUGUAGUAGCUUCCCUUGGAUGUCAGUGGACGACGCGCGCACCGACGCAGGCACUAACACUGCACAGACCCAGCAGCAGCAGCAGCAGCAGCAAGGGGCGACGACGGCUCGGCCACGGGUCAAGCAUGCCCUAAGUUCAAAGCUCACCGUAUCUUACCCAGCUCACCACGAAACCUUGAACGUCGUCAUUCCUUGGAACGACGUCGAGUUCCACUUUACCGCCAAGCACACCUUGCUGCCUGUCGACGGGACGGUAGAGCUCACCGAUGCGUCCGGCAGGGUGCAAAGCGUUCGCUUUUCGGCUGCCAACAACUCAGUUUGA